Molecule: messenger RNA, 6133 nt
Organism: Cryptomeria japonica (Japanese cedar)
Lineage: Eukaryota; Viridiplantae; Streptophyta; Pinopsida; Cupressales; Cupressaceae
Product: protein transport protein SEC16A homolog
Exons: 14
Coding region: 720-5963 (1747 amino acids)
Biological process (GO): Golgi organization; autophagy; COPII vesicle coat assembly
Cellular component (GO): ER to Golgi transport vesicle membrane; endoplasmic reticulum exit site
Source: RefSeq, a predicted model, not a curated record
ACCCUAGACACCUAAACCUGGAUUUGCCCUUACAUGUCGAUUUUUUAAAAUUGUGCAAAUUUCGUACUCAAGUUUGACGAAGAAAUACUCCUUCCCGAUAAAAUAAUCUGUCCGCCGGGAAAAUAAACCGGCUGCCGCAUCAUGGAGGGUUUGUUUGUUUGAGUUAUGAGGCUGGGGUUAGCUUUCAAGUGUUUUUGAUAUUUUGGUCGCAAAUGCAUCUGUCAUGGAUCCCUCGAUCCUUCCGCAUGGCGAUCACUAGAGUUUUUCCGGUGCUAGGCUCUGUAAGAAAUAUAUAAUCCUACGCAAUAAUAAAAAUUUGCCCUCCAAGUCUUCGAAUUGGCUCAAUUUGCAAGUUCACAGAUUUGGUCGGUGAAAUCCCGGUGCUCGUUUCGAAUCUUGCGAGAUCCGCGGCUUAAGGGAAUCAAUCCGGCCAGUUUUUCUCUAGCAGGCAUGACUGGACGUGGUGAAAACUGAACAUUUAUUUUAAAAGUUGGCUUAAGUUUUGGGGAAAAUUGAUGCAACUGGCAGCUGCAUGGCUAAUUUUAGGGGCAAAUUGUAGGAGGAGCAGUAAUAUGGUGUGGUUUUGCAAAUGCAGAGCGGUAUUGGAGUCAUUUGCACUGGUCUGUCGGAAUUCGAACAAAACUAAUCAAGUCCGAGGUGAAUUCUGGCUGGAUUGAAGGUUUUGUUGAUUUGAUUUGCAUUUUGUUGUGUUGUGGCUCAUGGCGUCGUCGUCUCCAUUUCUAAUGGAUGAUCAGUCUGAUGCGGAUUUUUUUGAUAAGCUUGUGGAUGAUGACGAUGAUUAUAAAGUUUCUAAUUCUGAAAAUUUGGAAAAUACUACUUCGACUAAUACUGCAGAAAUCGAGCGUGAUGCCGCUUUUAUUGAUAGCACAAGUGAUGCAAUAUCGAAAUUGAUGUUUGAUGCAACAGAAAAUAAUAAAAAGGCGGUGUCUUUUAUUCCAGCAGAAGAAGUUUCAGGAUUAAAUAAGAUCUCACCAAUCGCAAGUGGGUCAACAACUAUAUGUGAUGAAAAUAAGGCUUCUGAUGUCGAGGGUUACAAUAGGGAAGAUGCUCCGUCAGAAGGCUUCUCAUCGGAGCAGAAGCAGUUAUCCUUUGACAAUAUGGUUAAGGAGGAAGUGCUUAUCGAAUCUGCGGAAAAUGCAUUUGCUAAAUCUGGAGCUAAUGAAGAAGUGGACCAUUUUAUUAAUGACACUGACGAUGGGUAUCAGGAGGGCACAAAAUCUGCAGAAAAUGCAUUUGGUAAACCUGGAAAUAAUGAAGAAGCGGGCUUUUCGUUUAAUGGCACUGAUGAUGGAAAUGAGAAGGGCUCAUACUCAUUGGAUUCAAAACCAGAGCAGACAGGAAGCAAGAGUAUUUGUACAAAUGUUAGAGAAGUUCAAUGGACUAAUUUUAACGCAACAGAUAUGCAUUCUGAUGUAGGUGGCUUCGGGUCAUAUUCAGAUUUUUAUGCAGGUUUUCCCAGCGAUUUGACACAGCAAGCAGGGGAAUCAGGGGCGGAUUUUUUCGCAACUGCAAACUAUGAUUCAAAAGGGCAGCCAAUUUCUGAUUCAAAAAUAUCCUAUCCAUCCCAAGUUAUAGAAAAUGGAACCCUCAAUGAUUUGGAUGCUGCUGCUCCUCAGCUACAAGCAAACAGCUUAUCUGAAACCGAGUCAUUUUACCAGUACAACAAUGGGGAGCUUGAAGGGCAUUUUACCAGUUCGGUUUCUCCAGAUCAGUCCCACAGUGCAGGGAAUAGUCAGGAUAAUUAUUUUAGUGAAUGGCAAAAUGAUUAUCCAGGCUGGAGGUAUGAUCAAGCAACAGGAGAAUGGCAUCAAGUGGAGGGGUAUGAAACAACAACUGCAGGCUCAUCUAUUGGGGACGGGCUUAAACAAGAUGAAUCACAGUACAAUUUGCAGUCUACGCAGAGCAGUGUUAGCUAUUCCAGUUGGCAAGUCCAGGGUAGCCAGACUUAUCAUGCUCAGAGUGCUGUGGGAUCGGCUGACCAAGUUGAAUCAAUAAAUACAGAUGCCAAUGCUGCUUCUGGACAUGGAUUUGCAGACCAGACUGCCCCAAAUUGGCAACAGGAGUUACAGAAUACCUCUCAAAAUCAGGAGAAUGUUUAUUAUGAUCCUCAGUAUCCGGGAUGGUAUUAUGACUUUGUCGCACAAGAGUGGCGUCAGGUCGCAGAUUUUAAUCAAAUGGACCAAGGUCUAAUUUCCCAUACAGACCAUAGUCAAAUGGACAAUGGUCAAACAUCCUAUACAGCUGGACCCAUGGAGGUAUCUACUUUUGGUAGCCAACAAAUGUUGCCUGAGCAAACUAAGAUGUUAAAUGGAGAUGAUAGUAGUAGUUAUGCUUAUAAUAAUCCCAGUUUAAAUGGACACGACAAUCAAUUUAAAGGGUUCCAAAUGCAACCCACUCCAACACCGUUGUCAACAUCUUCAAAUGAUUAUUCUAUUAGUAAUGGGCAAUGGAUAAAUUCUAUUCCUCGAGAGAAUGUGUAUGAUGGCAACCAGGUUGGUCAUGUUUCGAUGAAUAAUGUGACUGGAGAAAAGUCAAAUGAUCCACUCAUUGGAAAUAGGGGUACUGUGUACACUAUGGGUCCAAGCAAACAGGGUGACUCAGAUCAGACGGCAAGUUUUUAUGUUCCAAAUUCUACCGUUUACAAUCCAGCUGCAGAUGUACAGGGACAAUUUGAUCAGGCAACCCAUAUCAAUGCUUCAACUUCUGCUCUGUUAAAACCUGCACCAAGAAUACACAGCCAAGUGGAUCAGACAACCCAUUUUCAUGUCUCAAAUUCUAAUCUGUACAAUCUGGAUGCAAGCACCCAGAGCCAGUUUGAUCAGGCAUCCAAUUUUGAUGUUCCAAAUUCUUUUGCAUAUAAUCAAUCUAAUCUAGGAUACACUAGCCAUCAUAGUGACAGUUUUCAAAAUCCAACUUUAUAUAGUAAUCAGCAGGUGGAUCAGAAUAAGGGUUCUCAAGCCAGCCAUGAUCAUUUUGGGAAUAUACAGACAGCAGAUUAUUCUCAUAAUAUGUAUCAGCUCAGUCAACAUUCACAUCAUACACCUCUGAUCAACUCUUCUAUGGAAGCAAGGUCAUCUGAAGGUCGUCCUCUCCAUGCACUGGUGACAUUUGGCUUUGGUGGAAAAAUUGUGGUUUUCAAUCCAAAAAAUAACUUCAGCUUGGCAUCAAACUAUGGUUCUCAGGAUAACAGUGGUGGUGUUAUGACAGUACAUAGCAUGGCACAACUGAUCAAGGAAAACAGUGGCAAUGGAAGUGGAGACAUUGAAAACAACUACUUUGACACUCUCUGCCGACAAGCUUUUUCAAGCCCUCUUGUUGGUGGAAGUGUGGCAAGCAAAGAGAUAUUUAAAUGGAUUGAUGAGAGGAUUGCAAAUUGUGAAUCAUUGGACUUUGGAAAUCCAGAGAUUAUGCGCAUGCUUCUUUGUUCAUUAAAGAUUUUCUGUCAGCACUAUGGGAAACUGCGUUCUGCUUUUGGUAGUGGUGGGGCCUCACAGGAAAUUGAUGGGCCUGAGGCAGCUCUUACCAAGCUCUUUGCAUCUGCAAAAUCAACUGGGUAUGGAUUGAAUACGUUUGGUGUUGAUACAAAGUGUCUACACACUGUGCCAUCUGAAAGCCAAUUACAGUUAACUGCACUUGAGAUGAAGAACCUCCUGGUUGCUGGAAAAAGAAAGGAGGCACUUCUGCUUGCACAGCAAGGUCACUUAUGGGGUCCGGCUCUUGUUCUUGCUUGGCAGCUUGGUCAGCAGUUUUAUGUUGACACCGUGAAACUGAUGGCACAGCAACAGUUUGUGCCUGGAACACCUCUUCGAACAUUAUGCCUAAUUUUAGCUGGGCAGCCAGCUGAAGUAUUUUCCACAAGCAGUUCAGCAUCAUUUUCCAAUUCACAUUCUAGCAAUGCUAUUGGGCUGCAACAGUCAGAUCAGGACUGUAUGAGUGGAAUGCUAAAUGAUUGGCAAGAGAAUCUGGCUAUAAUUGUUGCAAACAGAACACAAGGUGAUGAGCGUGUUAUUGUCCAUCUUGGGGAUUGUCUGUGGAAGGAAAGAGGCGAGGUUGCUGCUGCACACACCUGUUACCUUGUUGCAGAAGCAAAUUUUGAGUACUUUUCAGACAGUGCAAGACUUUGUCUAGUUGGUGCAGAUCAUUGGAAGUUUCCACGGACUUACGCUAGUCCAGAGGCCAUCCAGAGGACAGAAUUGUACGAAUAUGCAAAAUUGCUUGGUAAUCCACAAUAUAUUCUGUUACCUUUUCAGCCCUACAAGCUAAUAUAUGCCCAAAUGUUGGCUGAAGUUGGAAAAGUUUCCGAUUCAUUGAGAUACUGUCAAGCUGUUUCAAAAAUCCUAAAGAAUGCUGGACGUGCGCCUGAAGUUGAGGCAUGCAGACAACUGGCAUCGUCAAUGGAGGAGCGCCUACGCAUUCACACACAGGGAGGAUAUAGCUCAAACCUUGCUGCUUCGAAGUUAGUUGGACGGUUCUUAACCAGCAUUGAUCGGGGCAUCCACAAAAUUAUUGGUGCCCCUCCUCCUCCAAUGCCAUCAGACUCACAAACUAAUCUCCAAAACAGUGAUUUAGAUUCAUUUUCAAGUGUGCCAAAAUCAGCAAAUUCUAUGCCUCAUCUGAUUGCAACACCAUUGAUGCCAUCAGCAUCCAUGGAGCCAAUAAGUGAAUGGACAGGUAAUAAUGGCAAAGCCACAAUGCAGACUAGAAGUGUUUCAGAGCCUAACUUCAUUAGAAGUCCACAAGAGAACCAGUCAAGCUUUCCAAGUUCAAAGGUGGAAUCCUCUCCAUCUAAAACUCAGAGCAUUCCAGCAACUUCUGGUGGACAAAGUCGUUUUGGUCGCUUUGGUUCUCAAAUUUUUCAGAAAGCAGUGGGCCUCAUUUCCAAAGCUACUCACAAUGAGGCUAAACUGGGAGAAAAAAACAAGUUCUAUUAUGAUGAGAAGCUCAAACGAUGGGUUGAAGAAGGAGCACCACCACCACCUGAAGAAAAAGCAUUAUCAGCUCCUCCUACCACUGCAGCUUUCAUUAGAAAUUCACAGACCUCUGAAUCAGGUUAUAACAUAGGCAGUGCCCUUAAUGGUCAAAAUGUUCUUUCUAAUGGAGGAUCUGAAAGCAGAAUCACCUCAUCAUCAGAGCAAGUUUCAGGAAUGCCUCCAGUUCCUCCAAGUAUGAAUCAGUUUUCAGCACGUAAUCGUCUUCAUGGGGUUCGUUCAAGGUAUGUUGAUACUUUCAAUAAAUCUGGAGGGACCGCACCAUCAAAGUCAUUCAAUUCAUCCGUCAUUCCUGCAGCUAGACCAGGAAGAUUGCCUGCUACACCGAACUUUUUUGUCCCUACACCUGCAGCUAUCGAUUCGAACUCUAUAGAGACAACUGAUAUUUCCGAGGAAAAGAGCUCAGAGGCGGCUCACACAUCUGUGGAAAAUGUUCCUAAUGGGCCAACAGAUUUGUGUUUGGAAUCUUCUGGAUCAGAGGAGAAAUUAUCUAAGGGUGCUAGUUCUCUACAGCGGUUUUCAAGUGCUGAUAAUGUUGCACAUUUUGCUAACAAAGGAUCUUUGGAUAGUGAAAAUAGAAGUGUGGCACUUUCUUCUCAUUCAAGGGCUGCUUCAUGGAGUGGUGACUAUCCGAAUUCCUUUGAUAAUUCUAAUGAACGAGAAGCUUUAAGCACUCCAGACAGAAACCAAUUUUCAAGAGUAACGAAUGUGUCAGGUUACUUUUCUUAUCCUACAAAACUAGAUGCAAAGAAGGCAGGAUCGGGUGGUUAUGCUUAUUCAACCCUGCCUUCACCUCCACCUAUCGAGCCUCAACAUUCCUCCACAUCCGUCAAAAAGGCCUUGGUCACUGAUAGAGGAAGUGCAGACAGAAUGUAUAACCCAAUGAGUUAUGGGCCACAAACUGGCUUUCAGGCUGAUGAUUUCGGAGAUGAACUUCAAGAAGUUGCACUCUAAGCUCUAAUUCUUGAGCACAUGGUUGCAGAGAAUGUUUAUUCUUAGACUGCACCUUUGACUGGAAGCAGUUUUAGGUGGACAAUCUUGUAGAAACUACAUUAUAAUGUACUUUACAUCAGAUGCAAUGAGCAAAAGCCAAAUUUGGGAGUUCGCAUUUGGGCUUUCCAAUA